Galendromus occidentalis (western predatory mite) is the source of this 1161-nucleotide messenger RNA. RefSeq lists its product as uncharacterized. The coding region runs from base 1 to 1161 and encodes 386 amino acids. The transcript has 2 exons. NCBI's taxonomy places the organism in Eukaryota, Metazoa, Arthropoda, Arachnida, Mesostigmata, Phytoseiidae. The record is from RefSeq and is a predicted model, not a curated record.
AUGCCGAAUCUCACUUUGCUCCGCCAGCAAGUCAACUACCACAGAGCUCGCGCCGGACCCUCGAUGCGAAUCAACCCAUCACAGCGAGCUGAUUUAGAGAUUCCUGACGAGCUGAUGGGUACCCACUCUGGGGAGCAGUUCCUUCAUUACGAUUCUGGCGUCGGAGACUCUAAGAGAAUAAUCGUUUUCGCAACGGCGAAGAACCUCGAGCUUCUCCGAAACUGUAACGAAUGGUUCAUGGACGGCACUUUCAAAGCGUGCCCCUCGAUUUUCUACCAACUGUUUACAGUCCACGUGAAGCUAUUUUCGAGUAAAGUCAUCCCGGUCAUUUACGCCUUCUUGCCAGCGAAAGAUGGAGUUACCUACAGGAAAUUGUUCGAGCUCAUCCACAAGGCGGUCGAUGGCUCUUUGCCGCAAGUAAUCCAUCUGGACUUCGAAAAGGCUUUAAUGAAUGAACUUUCCGCGAGGUUCCCACUCGCUGAAAUCGUAGGAUGCAAUUUUCAUUUCAAUCAGAGUCUUUGGCGUCACAUUCAGAGCGACCCCAAACUCUGUCAUGAAUAUCUGAACAACCUCGAUGCCAAUAUGAAUUUGAGGAUGUUAGCCGCUUUGGCGUUUGUUCCAUGCGCACAGGUUAGAUCCGUGUUCGCGAAACUAUUGGAAUCCGAUUUUAUUGUAAAGCACAUGCCAGUUUUCUCGGCUUUUAUCAAUUAUUUUGAGAAAACAUGGGUUGGCCGCGAGUUCAGCGCCCCGAUUUUCCCACUAGAAUGGUGGAACUGUUACGAUGCCACUCUCCAUGGGACGGCCAGAACAAAUAACUCAGUUGAGGCCUGGCACUCUGCCUUCGCCCGUAAGUUGGCUUCCAGUCACCCAACGUUCUAUAAAUUGAUCGAAGUUCUGAAGGCAGAGCAGGGAAGCGUCGAGUUCGCCGUAUGCAAUACCGAGGCUCAAGGGAACGAUAAUGUGUCGAAACGAGUGUAUAGGGAUCGACAGAAACGUUUGGUUGAAAUUGUGAAUGUGUUCGAAAACAUGGACAAUAUCAAGUAUCUUAAGGCUAUUGCUCAGAAUAUUAAGAAUAUGCAGACCAGAGUCAUUGUGAGGCGGACUAAACCUAAGUCAGUGGAGUGUGGGAGCCUAGUUGGGUUAGGCCGCGAAGUGGCCUAA